This is a messenger RNA of Bufo gargarizans (Asiatic toad), 1410 nucleotides long. Its product is annotated as vomeronasal type-2 receptor 26-like. Gene Ontology annotation, biological process: G protein-coupled receptor signaling pathway. The record is from RefSeq and is a predicted model, not a curated record. Lineage: Eukaryota; Metazoa; Chordata; Amphibia; Anura; Bufonidae. Gene Ontology annotation, molecular function: G protein-coupled receptor activity. The transcript is spliced from 4 exons. Bases 1 to 1410 code for a protein of 469 amino acids. Gene Ontology annotation, cellular component: membrane.
AUGGAUAAGGAAGGAAAUUAUCUAGCAGACUCCCUCGCUAAACAAGCAGCCAUCAAUGGAGAAGUUUUGGAUAUGGAUGAUCUCAUGGGAACUGUCCAAGUGGAUGCAACAACAAGAAAUCAUGCCCAAAAGGGAACUGAAGCCAAUGUGUUGCAAUGGAGCCAAGAUUCCCCUAGUGAGGAUCUCAUCGUGAGCCAAAAGGGGAAUCCAAUUAUUGGUACUUUUUAUAAACACAUUGAAGAUCCACAGAAUUGUCCCAUAAAUACAGAAGAUUGCGAUGGCAAAGAAGAGUUACGGAUUCUGAUGAAGGCCACAGACACCCACUUAUCGAGCACUGCUGAUGAAAAUGGGGAUGUCCAUGCCAUGACACCGCGCUCCACCUGUAGUGAGAGUUGCCUCCAUGGAUACCGGAAAGUCCUACUGGAAGGAAAACAGAAAUGCUGCUACUACUGUGCCCCCUGUGCAGAAGGCGAAAUCUCCAACCAGACUGAUAUGGAAACAUGCUUAGUGUGUCCUAACGAUCACUGGUCAAAUGGAAGAAGAGAUUCCUGCGUUCCAAGACCAAUUGAAUUCCUGUCUUAUGGAGACACACUGGGGUCAUCUCUAAUUAUUAUAAAUCUUACAUUUUGCCUUGUGACUAUAGUUGUGUUUGGGAUAUUUAUAAAAAAUAAAGAUACUCCAAUUGUGAAAGCUAAUAACCAGAAUCUCAGUUUCAUACUUCUCCUCUCACUCAUCUUCUCAUUUUUAUGUCCUCUCUUAUUCAUUGGACGUCCCUCAGAUAUAUCAUGUCUCCUCCGACAAGUGACUUUUGGAAUCAUUUUUAGCCUUGCAGUUUCUUCAGUCUUAGCUAAAACAGUGACUGUAAUCUUGGCUUUUCAAGCCAGUAAACCAGGCAGGACACUAAGGCAGUGGAUGAAGAGACACCUCUCCACAUCCUUACUUGUUAUAGGUUCAUCUGGAGAAGUUUUGAUCUGUGUCCUCUGGUUGUUUUACUCUCCACCAUUCCCAGAUUAUAACACAGAAAUGGAGGUUGGAAAGAUAAUCUUACAAUGUAUUGAGGGAUCUGCCAUUGCUUUCUACUUGUCCAUCGGCUACAUUGGAUUUCUGGCAAUGAUGAGCUUUAUUGUAGCUUUCUUGGCCAGAAGACUUCCAGACACCUUCAAUGAGGCUCAGUACAUCACCUUCAGCAUGCUGGUCUUCUGCAGUGUGUGGAUCUCCUUCAUCCCGGCCUACCUCAGCACCAAGGGGAAGUACAUGGUGGCUGUGGAGGUCUUUGCCAUCUUAUGUUCCAGUGCUGGACUUCUGGGCUGUAUCUUCAUUCCCAAAUGUUACAUUAUUCUACUGAGACCAGAACUCAACACAAAGUCCAAUAUAAGGGUCAUAAGAAGACAUUGUACAGUAGAAUUUUGA